Molecule: messenger RNA, 7685 nt
Organism: Crotalus tigris (Tiger rattlesnake)
Lineage: Eukaryota; Metazoa; Chordata; Lepidosauria; Squamata; Viperidae
Product: IQ motif and SEC7 domain-containing protein 2-like
Exons: 12
Biological process (GO): actin cytoskeleton organization; regulation of ARF protein signal transduction
Molecular function (GO): protein binding; guanyl-nucleotide exchange factor activity
Source: RefSeq, a predicted model, not a curated record
ACCAUGGGGAUGCUGCAAUGGUCGUAAGUGCAAGGAUUGGUCAUAAAUCAUUUUGUUCAAUCCUGUUGUAAUUUUGAACAAUCGCUAAAUAAACGAUUGCAGGUCAAGGACUCCCUGUAUGGCACCUUCAGAAUCAGUGUUUAUUUUUACUACAUUUGUAUAAAGUAGAUUCUGAGUCAAUCCAGAGCAUAAUGAUUCAACCAAUUGAGCUAAAGGAGCAAUUCUGACUUGUUUGGAUGUUUCUUGCAUACAUGCACGUGUGAUUUCAAGUCCUAAUAAAUCUGAAUUUGGAGAUUUUGACUGAACUGAUUUGCCUAUCCCAAACAGUUUUCUAAGUGGAUUCAAACACUGAAAUGUAAUCCGAUCCAUUUUUCAAAUCAGUUUACAGGUACAUGUUCAAAUAAGAAUUCAUGUUCCUAUUUAUUUCCUAGUGUUUCUGCCCAUCCCAUAAGAUUCAACAGGGUGAGCAUGCUUCAAGUCCCCUAUACUGUAUGAAACAAUGCCAAUUGGUGGAACCAGCCAGAGUUGCUUUGGAUAGGGAUAUGGGCAGCAUGCAAAUUUAAUUUAUAUAUAUAUAUAAAUUAUAUGUGUGUGUACACUCACACACACACAUCCCCAGGAGGCAUACAUCCUGAGGUUCAGAUGAACCUAAUCCUAUUGCCUUUGCCCCCAAGUGUAGGGCCAGGUUUUGGGUCUGUAACAUAUUGUAAGAUCUUGGUGUUCCCUGAACUUAGCUGUUUUCUGGCAGUUGCAUCACUGCACUGAUGUUGUCACCUGGCCUGGUAAUGAAACAUCUGCAGGAAAUCAACCAAGCUUACAGAAUACUAAGAACCAACAAUUGACUUGUUAACAUGUGGAACCCAUUAAACUGUUGCACUCUCCCUGUCUUUUUGUUAUUGUACUUUGAUUAACUGUAAUUUUAAGGGUUGAAUAUUGUGAUUAUUAGGUGUGUUUUAAUUGUGUAUGCCACCCAGAGUUACAUGCGAGUGAGAUGGGCAGCCAUGUAGAUUCAAUAAACAAACACACUAUCAAACCCAGAUCUGCCUAUAUCCUCUACAAUGUACUAUCAUUUGGAAAUAUUAUUGUGGUUUGGUCUCAGGUUGUACAAUGUUCUCUGUUGCUUUUAUUUUUGUCGGUUGUUCUGUUUCAACCUUAUGUUAAUUACCCAAUCUCAAUUUGUGAGUUAGACAGCCAUAUAAAUCAAUCUGUCAGGCAAACAAAUCUAACCUGAUUCUUUCACUUUUGACAGCUUCCUUCUUUGCAGGCAUUCUCAAUGUCAUUUCAGCCAAUGCUAAAUCAGGUAUUUAUAGAUAAGCAAUGUUUCUUUCAGCCUCAAUUCACCAUAUGCAAUAAACACCAGAAUAAUAAUAUCGGGUUGCUUUACAAAAGUGUUAUAGGAAAUUUUGUGAAGAAUUUUGGAAAUCUGAAAUUUCCUAUGGAAAUUGUAACCAUUAUUAUGGUAGGAAUUCAGUAUUCUGCUCCCAUAGUUUUGCUAUGGCUUGAUUGUGAUUUUUUUGCUAAUUCCUUCCAGCAAGAGCUAUAGUAAUUUUUACGUAAUCGGACAUAGUAUCAUCUCCAAGACAUUCUUGUGUGAUAGCUCUAGAAAAUAGGCAAAAAGUACACAUAUCAUCAUUUUGAACCUUUCCGUGUCAAUGUCAAGUAAGACAAGUAGUCUUGUUUGAAGGAGCUGAUCUUGUCCUCUAUUUAUGUGGAGAUCAUAAAAGAUAAAGGUUUCCCUUGUCCAGUCCUGUCUGACUCUAGGGGGAAGUGCUCAUCUCUGUUUCUUAGCCAAGGGAGUCAGCAUCGUCUGAACAUGUUUCCGUGAUCAUGUGGCCAGCAUGACUUUAUGCUGAGAUGCACGAAAUGCUGUUAUCUUCCCACCAAAGUGGGAAGAUAUUUACUUGUAUUUGCAUGCUUUUGAACUGCUAGAUGGUCAGGAGCUGGGGCAAAUAACAGGAGCUCACUCAGUUGUGCACUGCUUGGGUCGCGAAUCUGAGCUGUCAGCUGACAAGCUCAGUGUCUUUAACCACUGAGCCAUCACACCCUUUUGGAGAUCACAAUAUAUCAAAAUUGGAUGAAACUAUAUUGGAGAAAAACUGCAGGUUUAUUAUUGGCUAUAAACCUGUGCAGGAAAAUCAGAAUCUGUUAAGUUUGUACAGUUAGCAUGUGUACACUUCUGAUAACAAAAACACUUAACCAGUUCCAGAGAAGUAUCUAUGCUGAUCUUUCAUAGUAAAAAAGUAUUGCACAUUUAAAAAAGCUACAUGUACUCCUUAAAGACCAACAAAUGUAACUACUACAUUUUGAUCUUCAAAACCAGUGAUGAAAGCAAUGGACUUCAAGAUGUCCCAAGAUGUUUGUUGUUCAAAAUAGAUUUGUAUAUUUUAAAUCUAUCUGUCUAUCUGUCUGUCUGUGUAAUAGAUCUAUAUGUUUGUUACAUGUGAUUCUUCUGUAUGCAUAUUCUGCAUGCAUAUUUGCUUGGAUAAUUGUAAAACUGAUGAACACAGUACUGUCACAGUAAUAUAAAGUGGGUAUAUCUGUUUUGUAUCACAUCAAAGCCUACAUUUUUAAAGAUGCAUAACUAUGAUUCAAAUGGAUAUCUAUGCAUAUAAAGUAGAAAUAUAGGUUUUUUUUAUCAAUACAGAUACCAUAGAACACAUAUAUGAAUAUGCACACAUAUGGCAAAAAGCUGUAGAUAAUGUUGCUUCCCUCUUAGAUAACAAUGUCAGGUUGUUGAUGAAUAAUAUGUGAAUUGUUUAAUGUGGCUUCCUUUUAUUUCUUUUUACUGAAUUGUAUCACAACCAGGCAUUUUGUUUCUUUUAAUGGUGGUGCAUUUGCCCAACUCAGUUUUGGCACUUGAAAUAAAAAAAAUAUCCACAUAUUUUUCUUCCCAUCUUUGGUGAUGAAAAUAUGUAUCUGUGAUUAAUUAAAUGGCAAACAAUUUGCUAUAUGUUCGUGACAUGGAAGUCUGUUGAGACAAAUGCCUCACUAUGCCAACAUGUCAACAAAACCAUACAAAUAAGGUGACUUUCAAAUCGCCGUGUACAAAAUAGUUUUCCAAACUUGAAACACUUCCAAAAUGACUGAAGCAGCCAGUUGUAAGUGGGAUUUCAAUUGUCUUUGGAAUCUCAAAAGGAGACAUUUUGAAAUGGUGACAGUUCAGUUCUGAAAUAUUUUAUACAUUUCUCAACCCAACACAGCUGUAGUUAAUUGCAAAAUCAAUUCCACUGAAGGCAACAGCAUUUACAUUAUAUUAAGGCCUGAUAGACUAUACUAAAGCUGGAUGGCCAUUUGUAGUUGUACACUUAAAAGAGGUCUGUGAAGUCCUUGGUGCUCCCUAACCUUGAUUGUUGGCUUGCAGAUAUUUCAUCAUUAUUAAACUAGGUAAUGUUACCUCGUCUGGUAAUGAAAAGUCUGCAAGCCAACAGCCACGCUGGAACAGCACCAAGGACUCCACAGUUCAACCCUGAGCUUGAGAUAUUCUCUUCUAUUAAAAGGGGUCCCACAAUAUGAUGUGUUGGACUACAAUCUCCAAUGACAGAAAUCAUGGGAGCUGUAGCUGGAGAGCCCACUUUGCAGAAGGCUGGUCUACCAUCCUGUGACAUCUAACAUACUAUAAAAGUGCCAACGCAAUUAACGUCUUCGCAAACAAGAGUGUCCCACAGGUACAGCCCAGCAAGAAGCUGUUUGAUUGGCUGCAGGGUCCUGUUGAAUGUGCGGGGCAGGAGGCGGGCAGGAGACUCGGAUUCUUUGUCACGUACCUUGCGGAGGGAACUGGAGAACUCACAAAGCUAUUCGGAAAUAGCAGGCCACCAGGCUUCAUAACGCGGCGUACCCAGAAGGCUCCCUUUUCCCCAACCAUACAGUUUGGGAACGCUUGACCCUUUCCCCAAAGCUCAGGGAGACGGGCGUGGAGGCAGAAUCUGACCUUCCUACCCACUUUGGCAGCACUUAAUUUGCCAAGCCGCGUGCCGCUCGUCUCCUCAAGUCAGCCGCCGCCGCCGCGCCGCGUCGCCUCUUCUUCCUCCCCCUCGGCCCCCACUCUUCCUCCUCCUCCCAGAAGAGCUCGCCACGCCGCGGGUCCGCCGGCAAAAGCCCAGCAGGCCUCAGGUUCCUCGCCGUCUCUACCCCCUCCCGCUAGGCUGAGGCUCGCCUGGUGCUUGCUCGUAGUGCGCAGUGCCUCUGCAACAACGGCAGGAGCCGAAGGAACAGGCGGCUCGCUCGAGGCUGGAGAAGGCAGGCGGCGGCGGCAGCAGUAAAAGCGGCGGCGGCUCCUCCCCCUCCCCCUCUUCCUGCUCUCCCCCUCGGACUCCCGCAGGCAGGAUGGUGGCCGUAGCCCUGCAGCCCUCUGCGGGCCGCGGGGCGGGUCUGUAGCUGGCGUGGGGUGGUGCCCUUUGCAGCAAUCGGGAGCCGAAGGCGCCGGGCGCCGGGCGCAGCGCAAAGCGCCCGUGCGCCCCUUCUCCUCUCGCUCUCCAUGGACGGGGGAGCGGGAGGUGGCCCCGGGGUGCCCGGUUCUGAAAACCCCAACCGCGCCGUGGAAUAUCUGCUGGAGCUCAAUAACAUCAUCGAGAGCCAGCAGAAGCUGUUGGAAACCCAGCGGCGGCGGAUCGAGGAGCUCGAAGGGCAGUUGGAGCAACUGAACCAAGAGAACCGGGACCUGCGGGAAGGAGACAGAGAGCGACACCGAGAUCGAGACCGGGACCGGGACCGGGACGGGCAGUAUCACCACAAGGAGAGGGAGAGCCACUAUCAGAACCGCACGGAUCGAGACGGGCAGUAUCAGAACCGGGAAGGCCAGUAUCCCAACCGCGAGAACCGGACGGACCGCGAAGCUCCGUACUCGAACCGAGCCGACCGGGAGAGUCAAUACCAAAGCAGAGCCGAACGGGAAGGGCAGAACCAGUAUCAACAUCGGGACAAGGAACGAGAUCUACAGCACUAUGGAAACCGGGAUGGGCAGUACCAGAACCGGGAGAGCCACUACAGGGAGCCCUGCCAGUUGCAUCGAGAGCGGGCGCCGCAGUGCCAUCAGGCUCGGGAGAAGGAGCACGAGUACCCUCGACCACCCCGGGAAAGGGAGAGGGGGCAGCUGAACCGUGGGGCGUCGCGGAGCUCCAGUCCUGGGGCAGGCGGAGGCCACAGCACCAGUGCCAGUACCAGCCCAGCCACCACGCUGCAGAGAAAGUCGGAUGGGGAAAAUUCAAGAACUGUCAGGUCGUCCACGUGUCCCACUCUGCACCAGUACUGCUGCUCUGCUCAAUCGCUUCUCCACUCGCAACUAGCUUCCCCUGCCAGGCACACAGGCUGCAGUGUGGAAGGAGACCCUCCAGGAAGCGAGGCAGGAACUAUAGUGGAUAGUGUGGGCAGUCAGCCAUACCGAUGUAUCCCUGAGGUGACCAAGGUUGAGCACUAUGAUUUAGUGCCAUCUUCCUCUUCUGUCUGUCACGCUCCGUCACCAGGUCUUCCGUGGGCCCAGCGAGCUCGGCUACAGCCAGCCAGCGUGGCGCUGAGGAAGCAGGAAGAGGAGGAUAGUAAACGAUCAGCACUAUCAGACAGCUAUGAGCUCUCAACGGAUCUUCAGGACAAAAAGGUGGAGAUGCUGGAGCGGAAGUAUGGGGGCUAUUUCUUGAGCCGGCGGGCAGCUCGUACAAUUCAAACAGCCUUUCGCCAGUACCGCAUGAACAAAAAGUUUGAGCGUCUAAGAAGUUCGGCAUCAGAGAGCCGUAUGUCACGGCGCAUCAUCCUGUCCAACAUGCGGAUGCAAUAUUCGUUUGAGGAAUAUGACAAGGCCCAGAAUGCCCCUUACUUUGAAGGCAAACCUGCCUCUCUGGAUGAGGGCUCCAUGGCUACUGCUCGACCUCACCUGCUGGAUCAUGGCCUUCCCUACGGUGGCUCCUGCCGGGCUGGCUUGGACGGUGUCUCCCUGCAUUCCUCUUCUGGAGGCUUCUGCAAUGACAUCACGGAGCUGGAGGAUUCCUUCUCCAAGCAGGUGAAGUCCUUGGCAGAAUCGAUUGAUGAAGCUUUAAACUGCCACCCACUUGGCCAGGAGGGAGGACCUGGUGGCCCCACUUUGGAAAAAAGUGAAUCCAAGGAGCAGCAGGGUGACAGUGCUGCCACUUCAUUCAGUGAUGUCACACUCUAUCUGGACGAAGGCGCUCUCACGUCACCCCUCUCUCUGGAGCGCCCCCCCAGCACUGAGCCCCCAGAGCCUGCUCCGGGAGUGCCCCUCCCACCACCCCCACGGCCGGAGUACUGGGGGGUGCCCCAGCGGGAGGACAACCGGGAGAAUGGGGGUGGGAGCCGGCGCAGCACACCUUGCAUGGAAUGCCGGGACUACCGCCUUCGGGGCGCUCACCUGCCCUUGCUCACAAUUGAGCCUCCCAGUGACAGCUCAGUGGAUCUGAGCGACCGUUCUGAUCGGGGUUCACUCAGUCGGGGGCUCAUGUAUGAGCAAGAUGGCUGCAGCCCCCAUGGCACCCUCAAACAUCCUGGCGGGCCUGCCCGCUCCCCACACCCACACCGCCAUUAUCAUCCCGAGCAAAGCCAGCCUCCUCCACCUUUGCCCAUCCCACCUCCUCAGGCCCCAGGCCGCCUGCCUCCGCCUCCUCCGCCGGACAACUCAGAUGGCGACAACGACAGCCUCAACAGCACCACCAACUCCAACGAGACCAUCAACUGCAGCUCAGGAUCCUCCUCACGGGACAGCCUGCGUGACCCGCCACCACCUGCCCCAGCCACCACAACAACUGUCGGGCCCUGCAAGCAGACCUACCAGCGUGAGACGCGGCAUAGCUGGGACUCUCCUGCCUUCAACAAUGACGUGGUGCAGCGCCGCCAGUACCGAAUCGGCCUCAACCUUUUCAACAAGAAACCAGAAAAGGGGAUCCAGUAUUUAAUUGAGAGAGGCUUCUUGUCGGAUACGCCGGUGGGCGUGGCCCGAUUUAUCCUGGAGCGGAAGGGGCUGAGCCGGCAGAUGAUUGGAGAAUUUCUUGGCAACCGGCAGAAGCAGUUCAACCGAGAUGUACUUGACUGUGUUGUAGAUGAGAUGGACUUCUCCAGCAUGGACCUGGAUGAUGCCCUGAGAAAGUUCCAGUCACACAUUCGGGUGCAAGGUGAGGCCCAGAAGGUGGAGCGUCUCAUUGAGGCCUUCAGCCAGCGCUACUGUGUAUGCAAUGCCCCAUUGGUGCGCCAGUUUCGGAACCCUGACACCAUCUUCAUCUUAGCUUUUGCCAUCAUCCUUCUCAACACUGACAUGUAUAGCCCCAGUGUCAAAGCAGAGAGGAAGAUGAAGCUGGAUGACUUCAUCAAAAACCUGCGGGGGGUUGAUAAUGGGGAGGAUAUUCCCCGUGACCUCUUGGUAGGGAUUUACCAGCGGAUACAGAGCCGAGAACUGCGCACCAAUGAUGAUCACGUUUCUCAGGUCCAGGCAGUUGAGCGCAUGAUUGUGGGCAAAAAGCCGGUUCUCUCUCUGCCCCAUAGGCGCCUGGUGUGCUGUUGCCAGCUGUAUGAGGUCCCCGAUCCCAACCGGCCCCAGAGGCUUGGCCUGCACCAAAGGGAAGUCUUCCUCUUCAAUGACCUCUUAGUGGUGACAAAGAUUUUCCAAAAGAAGAAGAUCCUUGUGACCUACAGUUUCCGCCAGAGCUUCCCACUUGUUGAGAUGCAGCUACAGCUCUUUCAGAAUUCCU